Messenger RNA from Coregonus sp. 'balchen', 1821 nucleotides. The record is from the annotation of a GenBank genome assembly. NCBI's taxonomy places the organism in Eukaryota, Metazoa, Chordata, Actinopteri, Salmoniformes, Salmonidae.
AUGGUAGCUGUUCCAGGCCUGGGUUGGCCUGGCCUGCUCAUGUUGCUGCUGACUACUGUGGCCUCCACUCAGAGCCAAGGCUGUCCCCAGCGCUGUGAGUGCAUGGCCAAGCUCAAGUCUGUGGCAUGCCACGGCAAGCGCCUGUCUGCCCUCCCCGACGGCAUCUGCUCGGACACACGCCUGCUGGACCUGAGUGGGAACAGGCUUCGCUGGGUGGAGCAUGGCGACCUCCUCUCCUACCCUCGGCUGGAGGAGCUGGACCUGAGUGAGAACAUUAUCAGCGUCCUGGAGCCCAACGCCUUCUCCAGCCUGCAGAACCUGAGGGUGCUGUCGCUGAGGGGGAAUCAGCUCAAACUGGUCCCCAUGGGCGCAUUCUCACGCCUCACCAACCUCACCACGCUGGACCUGAGCGGGAACAAGAUUGUCAUCCUGUUGGACUUCACCUUCCAGGACCUGAAGAGCCUGAGGAACCUGGAGGUUGGUGACAACGACCUAGUCUACAUCUCCAACAAGGCCUUCCUGGGCCUGGUGGGGCUGAGGGAGCUCACCAUUGAGAGGUGUAACCUGACCUCCAUCUCCAGCCAGUCUCUAUCCUACCUCCGCAGCCUGGUCACUCUGCGCCUGCGCUACCUCAGCAUCUCCUCCCUGGAGGACCAGAACUUCCGUAAACUGGGCGGGCUGCGGGGGCUGGAGAUCGACCACUGGCCUUUCCUGGAGCACAUCUCCCCCCACAGCCUCCAGGGCCUUAACCUGUUCUGGUUGUCAAUCACCAACACCAACAUCACCUCCGUGCCCACGGCCGCCCUGCGCAGCCUGGCCCUCCUCACCAGCCUCAAUCUCUCAUACAACCCUAUCUCCGUUCUGGAGUCUUGGGCCCUGAGGGACUUGGUCCGUCUGAAGGAGCUGCACCUGGUUAACACCAACCUGAUGACGGUGCAGUCGUACGCCCUCGGCGGCCUUCGGCAGAUCCGCCUGCUCAACCUGUCCACUAACGCCCUGGUAACCCUGGAGGAGGGCGCCUUCCAGUCCGUCAACACCCUGGAGACGCUGCGUGUGGACGGGAACCCUCUGUCCUGUGACUGCCGCCUGCUCUGGAUCCUCCAGCGCAGGAAGACCCUCAACUUUGAAGGGAAGUCCCCAGUGUGUGCGGGCCCAUUGGAGGUGCAGGGCAGGGCCCUCAGCGCCUUCUCAGACUCUGCCCUCUUCGACCACUUUACCUGCCAGAAGCCCAAGAUACGCAACAGGAAGCUGCAGCCAGUGACUGCCAGGGAGGGCCAGGUAGUGUCCUUUGUGUGCCAGGCGGAGGGUGAGCCCACACCUAUCAUCUUCUGGGUAUCUCCCCAGCGCCGCCGGAUCACUACCAAGAGUACUGGACGUGUCACUGUCCUACCCGAGGGAACGCUGGAGAUCCGCUACGCCCAGAUGACCGACAGCGGCACCUACAUCUGCAUCGCCAGCAAUGCUGGGGGCAACGCCACCUACUUUGCCACGCUGACCGUGAGCGCGCUGCCUCUAGACGCGGCACUCAUGGCCAACCGCACAUACUACACAGGUGACCUCAACGAGACCAAUCUGAACGACACCAAGGUCUUCCUCAAGUUCACCUUGGACCUCAAGACACUCCUGAUAUCCACAGCCAUGGGGUGUUGCUUGUUCCUUGGGGUGGUGGUUUUCUGUUUCCUGAUGCUGUUCGCAUGGAGCCGGGGUCGGGGACAGCACAAGAAUAACUUCUCAGUUGAGUACUCUUUCAGAAAGGUGGAUGGCCCUGCUGCCAGCGGCGGACAAGGAGGGGCCCGCAAGUUCAACAUGAAGAUGAUUUGA